AUGUUCAAAUACGUCGCUGUCAUCUGCGCCCUGGUUGCCUGCACUGUCGCGAAGCCUGGACUUCUUCUGCAGACACCACUGGCUGCUCCAGCUGCCAUCAUUGCUGCUCCCGCUCCUCCACUGCUGACAGCCAGCAGUAGCCAGGUGGUGGCCAGAAACUAUAACGGCAUCGGCGUCGCGCCCGUAAUUGCUUCUGCUCCACUCAUCAGAGCCGUGGCCCCAGUUGCUGUUCCUCUGGCUGCGCCUCUCGUCGCCAAGUAUGCUGCUUAUCCGCUGGCAGCACCAAUAGCUGCUCCACUCACUUCUCCAGUCUUUGCCCGAUAUGCAGCUGCUCCUCUCGCUGCUCCGCUUACCUAUAAUGCACCGCUGCAGCACCUGCACCACUUUUGA
This is a messenger RNA of Drosophila grimshawi, 390 nucleotides long. Its product is annotated as calphotin. The transcript has 2 exons. The coding region runs from base 1 to 390 and encodes 129 amino acids. The record is from RefSeq and is a predicted model, not a curated record. NCBI's taxonomy places the organism in Eukaryota, Metazoa, Arthropoda, Insecta, Diptera, Drosophilidae.